This is a messenger RNA of Coregonus clupeaformis (lake whitefish), 2826 nucleotides long. RefSeq lists its product as uncharacterized. The transcript has 12 exons. The record is from RefSeq and is a predicted model, not a curated record. Lineage: Eukaryota; Metazoa; Chordata; Actinopteri; Salmoniformes; Salmonidae. Bases 1 to 930 code for a protein of 309 amino acids.
AUGCAGCAGCUACUCUUCAUGGGGUCCUUGGUGGUACAGGAUGAGGAGACACUGCUCCUGUGUGGUCGUGGCUCUCUACAGGAGACUAUAGGGCCAGGAGGUUCAGGGGGGUACAGGGGUGACAGUCAGCCAGGCAGAGCUCCUCUCGGCAGCUCAGUGGACACUACAGAGAGUGUUAAGUGGGGGAGAUUCGAGCCACAGAGCUUAACACAGGUGCUAGUGCAGCAGAGCACACAGGGGUGUGAGAUUCUGGAGCAGCAGAGGGAUGAGGCCAAUCAGAAGCUGAAAGAGAUAGAGGAAGGAGAUGGAUGUUGUAGAGCUGCAGUUCCAGAUCGAACGCUCAUGCAGAGAGAGUGCAGAGGCCCUCACUGUCAAGUUGUGGUGUAUUAUGGUUACUGUAGUUCAUCAUGCGACAGCGUUGGAACUCCAAAGAAUGUCUCAAUGAUGUCAUCCACUAAACCAGUGACCAAAGAGAACAAGGUUCUGAAGAGGAGAAGCCAGGCUCUGCUGCCACUCAUCUCUGAGCUUCCUAAAAACAUGGCCACCAUGACCUUUAACCUGGAGUCUGACCAGGGGAUGGACCCCAUACUGAAGAAACUGUCCAAGCAGAACAAGAACAUGAAUAAGAUGAAGAGAGUGUCCCAGCUUGUGACAGAGGAUUUCACAGAGAUCACUCAGAAACUGGAGCUGGCACAGUGCCUCAGACAGCAUGCAGAGGUCUUCGCCCACCAGGUGUUGGUGAAGCAGAAGGAGACCCAGAGACAGAGCAUGGCGCUGCAGCAGAGUUCAGAGACCAGUCUCCAGCUCCAACAGGCUCUGGAACAGGUGGCCCACAUCAGCAGUACCCUACAGGACAUGCAGCGCUACUACCGAAACCAGUCCCCUUGUUGUCCUGCGCAACAAGAGGAAGGAGUCAGCCAACAACACUGAUAAGAAUAGUCGGAUCAGAAGAUGACCGUGCCUGGAGGGACCAGAGGAUUGAGAAGAGAAAGUCAGCUGUGCUGGAGCUGAAAGGAAUGUUGGACACCAUAAAGCACCAAGGCCACAGGAGGGCAUGGUCACGGAAUAGGUUCAGCCGAAACGUGUGGGAGGCAGAGCUACAGAUUGUGCUAUAGAGAAGGAGACGGGCCAUGUCGGACGGACAGGACACCUCCAGCUCCGCCCUCUCCACUGCCACAACCCCUACCAAAAUACAAGGCCCCCAGCACGGCGGCCCAGCAGCAGGAGCACUUCCCUGGGCAGGACAGCACCCCUGUGCUCCGGAGGCUCCAGCAAAACAGAGAGAAGAGGAACUCCCGUAUCAGAGCAUCAGAACGGAUCAUCUGCCAGGAGGACAUCUGAGAGUUGGGAAAAGGGAUGACUAGUGUUGGGAUACUGUACCACAGUGUUUCCCAAACGUCUCCUUGAGUAGCCCCAGCCAGUCCACAUAUUUGAUGUAGUCCAGAACUAGCACAGCUGAUUCACCUAAUCAUCAGCCCCUCAUUAGUUAAAUCAGUGGUGCUAGUUCUGGAAUAUAUCAAUAUGGACUGGCUGGGGUUACUCAAGGAGAGGAUUGGGAAACACUGCUGGACCACAAUCAUACAGAUAUACUGUAUAUUAUAAUGGCUAUUUUAAUGUAUACAUGUCUAUGGUAUACAUAUGUUCUAUUGGAGAACCUUUACCUGUAAUAAUAACUCAAAUGUGAGUGGCUUGGGUUAAGGCUUAACCUUAAUCCUGGUCCUGGGGACCCAAAGGGGUGCACAUUUUUGUUUUUGCCAUAGCAGUAUACUCCUGAUUCAAAUAAUCAAAGCUUGAUGAUGAGUUGAUCAUUUGAAUCUGCUAUGCAGUGCUAGGGAAACAAAAAUAAUUUGGACCCCUUUGGGCCACCAAAUCCAGGAUUAAGAAACACUGGGUUAAGGGUAGUAAGCCAAUAACAAAUACAUUUCUGUGGCAGUACAAAUGGACAAGGAUAUUCUACUUAUGCUGGGUGUGAGAAAUACUUGAAUGGCAAUUUGCCCCUUUUUGAAUAAACCAUCCAUUAAUUUAUCUCAUUCACAUUCAACGUUGCAACGAGAACAGCAAAGAGAGUGAAGAAUAUGAUUCUGCAUUGAUGCUUUAUCGUGGAAUUCUUGGUGCAUAAUUGUCCUGAUGCUCUGAAUAUUUGUGUAUUUUUGUAUAGGGGUCACUUCACUCUAAUACCUGCCAUGCUUCAGCUAUGUAAAAAAUACUUCAAAGAGGAAAUAAUACAAUAUUUUAUUCACAUCACGCCUCAGUUGCCAUUUGCAAAUGGAAAGCACACAUACAGUACCAGUGAAUGAAAAAUACAUAUACCACCACCAAAUGAUUUCUACUGUUUCUUUUGAAGAGUGGAAAGCUACCUUUCCUCUCAUUCUGCGCUCUGGACCUCCUUGUAGCUGGAGACCUAGCGCCUUAGUUAGCUCACACAACAGAGGAAUGGAGUUGGCAGCCAUUUAGGCACUUCAUAUACUUGCGUUGCCAAGGUGUUGUCGAGCUAAGAGCACUCAGGUGAUCUUAAAGGUCCUCCAGCUUCUGAAAGUGUCUGAAAUGGAGGCUGGAUGGAUGGCACCUUCUUGAGUUCACACUUCCACACAACCCUGCUCUUUGUUAAAAGCAUUUGAAAAGGGGGGGAUUACUUUCACACUUUAACUCGGACACCAUUUUAGUGUCUGCUGCACGCUGUUCUCUCAUUAUAUAUUUAUUAAAUUUAGCUCCUUUACUAGAAAGGUCUGCUUUUCACUUUCAGCAUAUAUUAUUCAUUUAUUUUUUGCCCCACAAUCUCAAAGGUGUAGGUUUUUUAAAUAAUGUUGCUACACCUCUCUGUGUAGG